Molecule: messenger RNA, 1575 nt
Organism: Adineta steineri
Lineage: Eukaryota; Metazoa; Rotifera; Eurotatoria; Adinetida; Adinetidae
Source: the annotation of a GenBank genome assembly
AUGUUGGUUACAACUGUUCUUUUUAUUUGUGUCGUAUAUUUAUUUAUUUCAUAUUUAUGGAUUAUUAAUAAUUCUUAUAAUUAUUUUAAACAUCAUGGUAUUCCAGCACCACCAUAUCGUUUCUUCUAUGGUCAUUAUAAAGAUCUUUGGUCAGUAAAAUCAUUUUCAAAAAAAUUACAAGAAUGGACAAGACAAUAUGGUUCGAUAUAUGGAUUAUAUGCUGGUACAACACCAAUGUAUGUUGUAUCCGAUGUUGAUUUUCUUGAAGAAGUUUAUAUUAAACAAUUUUCAUCAUUUCAUUCACGUCGUUUACCAGUUAUAUUACGUCUUCAAACCGGUCAUAAAGUGCAUUUAUUUAGUGCAAUUGGAGCGAGAUGGCGUCGUCAACGACAAGUUAUCAAUCCAACAUUUUCAUCGACAAAACUUCAGCUAAUGUCUCCACUUGUUAAUAAUUGUAUUACAGCAAUGUUAAAUAAAAUAUCUAGUAUUGUUCAUAAUAAAAAUACUGAAAUUAAUAUAUAUCUAUUAUAUAAACGCAUGACAAUGGAUGUUAUAUGUCGUUGUGCAUUUGGUAUUGAUACUGAUAUGCAAAAUGAUACUGAUAAUAUAUAUUUAAGAAAAUCAGCUGGAACAUUUGAAAUCGAUGUUGAUAGAUUAUCUAUAGUUAAAUUAACUAAUUUAUUACCAUUUUUUAUCAAUCCUUUUCGUUAUUUAUUUUUAUUUCAAAUUGCUAUUCGUAGAAUAUUAAUAAGAUUAAUUCCAUCAUUAAGUAAAUAUAUUGAGGAAACACCUGGUUCAUGGUUAACAAAUCGUGUUAGAGAUGUUGUUAAUAUUCGACGUACAUCAUCAUUAAAACGUGUAGAUUUAUUACAACUUAUGAUGGAUGCUUCAACACAUGAUAAAGUUAAAGAUCAUAGUGAUGAACGAUUAAUGUCAAAAGUAUUACAUUCAGAUGAAGUUGUUAGUAAUGUAUUUCUUUUCAUGAUUGCUGGUUAUGAAACAACAUCAACUGCACUUGCUUAUUCAACUUAUGUACUCGCUACAGAACCACAUAUUCAAGAUAAACUUGUUGCAGAAAUCAAUCAAAUCGAUUGGAAGAAUAAUAAUGAUGAUGAAGAUAUUUAUCAACAAGCAGUAAAUCUUUCUUAUCUAGAUCUGUUCGUUCGUGAAGUUCUUCGAAUGUAUCCUAUAACAAGUAAAGGACAAUCAAGAGAGUGCAAUACAACUGCAAAUGUUUGUGGUCAUAUUAUUGAAAAAGAUAGUAUAAUUCAACCGGAUAUAUUUUCUAUUCAUUACAAUGCAGAUUUAUGGGGACCGGAAGAUCCAAAUCUGUUUUUACCUGAACGACAUAGUGUAAAACGUCAUCCAGUUGCUUGGAUCCCGUUUGGUGUAGGUCCACGAAAUUGUAUUGGAAUGAGAUUUGCUUUGAUGGAAUUAAAGAUGUGUUUAAUUCAAUUACUUCGUGAAUAUCGAGUAUUAGCUGGUGAUAAAAUUGAAGAAGGAUUUCAAAGACAAGAAAGACUUGUUAUACAACCUGAAGCAAUAUUUGUUAAACUUGAAAAACGUUCUUUUUAA